AUGGCACCCUGCAGCACCCAUCGCGAACUGCUUGUGAUUUUCCUCGGGCUAAUUCUGAGCUUUGUAUCGAUCACCGCCGCGUGUGAUCCUCUUUACCUCAAUCCUCUGCUCGUCCAUCAAGAUCUUUGCAGUGCAGAAUUCCCAGUCAGCGGUGUGUUUCAAGAGCAUGAGAUACUGCCACUGAGAGAAGCUCCAACGGAAGCAUCUUCAUCUGUCUACGACGUUGUUCCAAUUCCUGGGAAAGGAUUCGGAGUAGUCGCGAACAGAAAAUUACCUCGGCGCACCAAAAUCAUCAUCGAAGAAGCACUCAUCUCAGUCCCCAUGCCCGAAAUGGUUCCCGGCCAAGGAUUCCGCAUGGCAGACAUGCUCACCAACGUCGAAGACGCCUUCCACUCCCUUUCCCCUGCUCAACAGCAGGAAUUCCUCGAUUUACACGAACAUAGAUUCCCCACGGAAGAAAAUCAAAGCAAGCUACUCACGAUUUUGAGGAGUAAUGCUUACAACACGGGCGACGACUAUGUGGGUAUCUUUCCCAAGAUUGCGAGGAUCAAUCAUUCGUGUCGGCCGAAUUCGGGGAACUUUUGGAGCAUGAAGCGGAAUCAGAGGGUUAUUUAUGCAUUUAGGGAUAUUGAGAGGGGGGAGGAGGUUACGGUUUCGUAUAUACCGUUGACGAAAUCGACUAAGGAGAGGCAGGCGAGGUUGUUUCAGUAUGGGUUUACUUGUGGUUGUGAUGCAUGUCAGUCGGUGGAGAGUAGUAGGAAGAGAGUCAAGAUUGCGGAUUUUAUUGAGGUGCUGGAGCAGAAGGUUCAUUUGGAUGGGUUGUCCGAGAAGAGUGCGGAGAGGAUGCUGUCUAAAUCUAUGAGUCUUGUGGAUAUGAUUGAGGAAGAGGAGUUGGCGGAUUAUUUGGCAAAAGCUUACCACUUUGCUGCAGUCUUCCAUGAAAAGAAAGGCGACUUGAAGUGGAUUCGUUGGAAUCUUUCACAGCGAUCGAAUAUGUCGAUGAUCUCAGCAUAG
This is a messenger RNA of Mollisia scopiformis, 1014 nucleotides long. Its product is annotated as SET domain-containing protein. The transcript is spliced from 3 exons. NCBI's taxonomy places the organism in Eukaryota, Fungi, Ascomycota, Leotiomycetes, Helotiales, Mollisiaceae. The record is from RefSeq and is a predicted model, not a curated record. Gene Ontology annotation, molecular function: protein binding. Bases 1 to 1014 code for a protein of 337 amino acids.